GCGCCGCGGCUGGGAAAACGUUCGGUGACGUUUCACGUGCGGUCCUCGUGAAGCGGUCCGUCUGAUUUAAACCAAGCAUGCCCGAGUUAACAGGCCUCCGGCAGCUGAGUUCACAAAAACAGCUGGUUAAGGCAAAACGCAAGCGCCCAACGUGACCCCAAGCCAAGCUGCGCCAUAUAUACCCGUUGGAGGAGACUCGCGCCUGGGAUUCUCCGCGUGGCCUCGAUCGCGCAGGAAGUUCGCGCUACUGCUCCACCGCGGUCGCAGUGUCCAGCUCUGCUCGUUUGAACCAUGAGUUACGGCAACCUUAUUCCCGCUGCAAGCUUCGGCCAGGAGAAGGAGGCUCCGCAGGAGAUCCCCGGUCCCGGAUCGGAGUCGGACACGUCUCGACUGCAGGCGGCUUCAAGAGUCAAUCCGCGAACGGCUCUGGGCGUCCUGACCGAGAACCUUCUGCACAACGGCCGUGCGCGUGCCACCGUUCUGCCGGUUGUUCUCCACUCAAAACCCAAACCAGCUUCUGAAAAUGUGUUCCCUUCGAGCCAUAUGAUUACUGUGCCCAACAAGUUCUCCAGUCCCGGUUUGAGCAUCUCUGGGGAGGACGGAACUGAGAUCUCCCUGUCGGCUUCUGGCGGUAUGGUGGCAGACUAUCAUCUCGAAGAAGACAUGACCGCUUUGCGGCACAAAGACUUCCGUCUCUUCCUGGACCUCAGUUCUAGCUCCUGUAAAGACACAUCCAUGCAGUCCCAGCCUGAUGACCCUGUGGGUUCCCAUGAUAUCUUUGCCGUGGAUGAAUACUCUGAAGACAUCUAUAUCUACUUGCGGCGGAGUGAGGUAAAGCAUAGACCCAAGCCUGGGUACAUGCUGAGGCAACCAGACAUCACCAACUGCAUGAGGGUCAUCCUAGUGGACUGGCUUGUUGAAGUUGGCCAAGAAUAUAAUCUCUCGGCAGAGACCCUCUACUUGGCUGUAAACUACUUGGACCGCUUUCUGUCCUGUAUGUCGGUCCUUAGAGGCAAGCUUCAACUUGUGGGAACUGCGGCUAUGAUCAUUGCUGCGAAAUAUGAAGAAAUCUAUCCACCAGAUACGGAGGACUUCGCAUACGUUACUGACAACAGUUAUACAAAGAAGCAGCUUCUACAGAUGGAACAGCUUUUACUCAAAGUCCUGGCCUUUGAUCUGGCAGUGCCCACAGCUCACCAGUUCCUGAAGCAGUUUCUCACUGUAGAGUCUGUUUGCAGCAGAACAGAGAACCUUGCUCUGUAUUUGGCAGAACUGAGCCUGCUGGAAGUUGAUCCUUUCCUGCGGUACUCGCCAUCGAAGGUGGCUGCAGCAGCCUAUUGCCUGGGGAACUAUACCAUGAACAGGAUGAUCUGGCCUGUAUCGCUGCAUGACUUUACUGGCUACACUCUCGCAGAAAUUGCCCCUUGUCUGAAAGAUCUCUACAAGAUGUACUGGAGUGCCAGCAGUAGGCCCCAACAGGCCAUCCAAGAAAAGUACAAGGCUUCCAAGUAUUGCAGUGUGUCCCUGGUCCCUCCACCAGCAUCCAUUCCCUUCCGCUGAUCCUGCUGUCCUGCUUGGCACUUUCUCUCUAACACAGAUCACCUAUUCCAUGGGUCACACAUGUGAAUUGUGGUGGGGAAAAUGUUUUGAACCUGCUUUUUAACUUUUAAUUCUAUAUCCUAGAUGGUUUCCCUAGGUAACUAUGAAGUUAAUAAAAGUUUUAACUUGUUCAUUGUGUGCAGAAAUGCAAAUGUUGCAAUCACCUGAGGCUUGGCUACAAAACGAUGUAGCCUGGACUUUAAAUGGCACUUCUGGGUCCAUACUGGCGCCCCCCCCACUGAAUGCUUUAAUGUGAGUUGCUUAUGUAUUGUAAAUUUUAAAUGAAACCAG
Molecule: messenger RNA, 1890 nt
Organism: Scleropages formosus (Asian bonytongue)
Lineage: Eukaryota; Metazoa; Chordata; Actinopteri; Osteoglossiformes; Osteoglossidae
Gene: ccna1
Product: cyclin A1
Exons: 9
Coding region: 292-1560 (422 amino acids)
Source: RefSeq, a predicted model, not a curated record